This is a messenger RNA of Populus nigra (black poplar), 535 nucleotides long. RefSeq names its product umecyanin-like. The coding region runs from base 1 to 480 and encodes 159 amino acids. The transcript is spliced from 2 exons. The record is from RefSeq and is a predicted model, not a curated record. NCBI's taxonomy places the organism in Eukaryota, Viridiplantae, Streptophyta, Magnoliopsida, Malpighiales, Salicaceae. Gene Ontology annotation, cellular component: plasma membrane. Gene Ontology annotation, molecular function: electron transfer activity.
AUGGCUAGCCGAUUGUGUUUCAAUAUUGGGUUCUUGAUUGUUGCAUCGGUGGGUUUGCUUCACGGUGCAUAUGCAGCUAAUACUUACACAGUUGGAGGUGAUUUGGGAUGGAUUGUUCCUCCGAACAACACUUACUAUGAGGAAUGGACCAGCCAGAGGACAUUUCAGAUAGGAGACACCUUCGUAUUCAACUGGACAACCGGAACACAUACCGCAACUGAAGUAAGUACCAAGGAGGAGUACGAUAAUUGCACAAAGAUGGGAAUGAUAUUGGCAUUUGCAGGAGUUAAAGUCACUUUCAAUGAAAAUGGGACGCACUACUUCCUCUGCUCUGAAGGAACACACUGUGAGCAAGGCCAGAAGAUGAUAAUCAAAAUUGGAGAUGGCAUACCGCCAAGUUUUGCAGCUCCAUCUCUUACCGCGGCCGCCGCCUUAUCUGCUCUUUUCUUCUCCACCUUAGCCAUCUUCUUCUUAAACUAAAUCUAAAGACACCCCCCGUCAUGCAAGUUACCUUUUCUUAUCCAGUAGCUCUAGA